Ambispora gerdemannii is the source of this 2343-nucleotide messenger RNA. NCBI's taxonomy places the organism in Eukaryota, Fungi, Glomeromycota, Glomeromycetes, Archaeosporales, Ambisporaceae. The record is from the annotation of a GenBank genome assembly.
AUGGCACAGACUGCAAGCGAAGAUUUUAGAAAAUGCAAGCCAUUAUUGAGAAAAUGGCAAAAGGAUCUUGACGAUGAUCAAGAAGAUUUAAUUCUAGAAACGUUCGAGUCAAUAAUAAAUAAUUUUAAACCGGAAGUGUACAGGCAAGGUUUAAAAGAAGAUUCCUUUGUACAUGAAGUUUUUGAACCUGUGAUCAGGCCAUUUUUCCGCAACAUUAAUUUUAAAUGUGAAUGGUCAACCGAUGUCUUGGAAGCGUCUGUACAUAGGAAACGUAAAUUUGACAGGGACGAAAAGCUGAUUUUUCAGUAUAUUUGCCUAUUAGAGUCUGCCGAUUUCAUUUUAUCAAAUAAAAAUAAAAUCUCUUUGGAAGACUGUGAUUUUGUAAAAUUAGGCAACGAAAUGAAGGAUAUAAUUGACAAAUGUAUUGAUGAUGGAGUAAAAAGUAAUGAUUUAAUAAUUUGUGGUUUAUUGGUGGAAGGUUUUCAAUGUCGUUUAUUUGUUAUGGAUUUAAAAUAUGAAGCCAUAUAUCGGAUGAUUCUUUUGGGGAAAAUUUAUCUCCCUCGAGAUAGUUCUGAUCUUGGCGUACUUCCCACUUCAAUAGAACGCCUUAUGCAAAUGAAAACUAUAAUGACCCGUUCCACCGAAAUCUGCAAAAAAAAUAUUCACUUAUCUAAACGUGAAACAAUUCAAGGCAACGUGACUUCAAUUAAUGAAAUGACGCGACCAUCUUUUCAUACACCAAUAAAGGAAGCAUCUACAAAAGAUAUUUCGCCACUUAUCGAGAGCCAUUCUUAUGAGGAGAAAGGUAUUACUCCCGAUCCCUUGCCUGAAAUAGAAUAUAGCUCAACCCAACCUGAAUCUUCAACGGAGCCUGAAACAUCUACAACUUCUUUAUCACAAGAUAUUAUCCAUGACGAUUCAGCUGAGAUCCUUGAUUUUGUAGAAACGAUACAUAAGGAAAGGAUUAGUAGUGAGAUAAGAGAGAGGAACCGGGAAAAAAAACUUCAAGAAUCACAUAAUAACUCAACUCCACCAAUACAAUCUGAAGUAUCAACCAUGUCGACAUCUGAAUCUCUGGACUCGAAAACUGUGAAAAAGCUUUGGGAUCAGAACCAAAAUAAAAACCAGGACAAAAUAUCUCAAUCGCACAAGAAAAAGGGAACAGAGAAUAUCACUCAUGUGAUAGCUGAUGGCAUUCAGGAUAAUAUUAUUUCAGAUUCAAAUUAUGUGACUGAAAUUUCAGCGACGGCCCGUCAAAAUCACAUGAGUGGAAUUUUGACGACGACCCGUUGCCAAAAUCAUGUAACCGAAAUUUUACCUAAGAUCUUACCAGAAACCAAGGCGAGUGAAGAAAGUAUAUCAUCUACAUCUCAACUCGAGAAAACUUUACCUGAAAAGCAAAAUAAUCCGGUUUAUUCCUGUGUAAGUUUUCGUAAGAAAGUAUUAGAUCAAUAUCUCGAUCUAUAUUAUGAAUUUAGUAGUGAAAAUAUUGAUUACUACAGAAUCACUGACGAGACAUUAUGUUCAUUAUGCAAUUUAGAUUAUGAUGAUGAUGAAGAUAAAAUUUGUUCCAAGUUAUAUAAAAGAUAUAAGAAAGAAACUGGGCUCGAUCCCUGGAUAAAGUCUGAAAAUUCGGAAUUCUCACAAAUUGAAGAGGGUAGUUAUACCCCACAGAAUUGCGUUAUCAAAAUUUUCAAGUUUCCAGAAGAAAAAAGUAUAAUCCUUGAAACAGUACAUAAACGCUUCCCUUUCUUGUCUUACACUAAAUCGAAUGCAUGGUACCGAGAUGUAUUUAAAUAUACCAAUUCAGAAGCUAAAUGUCCGGUGUGCAAAGAUGUACAUACAUGUUUAGGUAUAUGGGAUGACUGGAGCUGUCUAGGUAAAAAUGAUCAUUAUUUUCUUAAUUGCCCUUUUCGUAUCAAUCAAAAGAAAGUUAUUAUUGCCAUACAGAGUUUGCCGGAAACUCAAGUAAGAGUACCAAACAAAAUCAGUAACUCAUCAAUUCAUCCAAACAAAACCCGCCUUUAUCAAUAUGCCAUUGAACAUGAAAUGGAUCCUGAGAAAUUUUCGGUCAUUACUGAGGCUGAGAAAAAUAGAUGGGCCAUGGGGUGUUUUUCUGCUGACUUGGAAAGAGAUAUACGCCUUUAUCGUGGAGGAAUAAAAAGGAGCGAAGAUACCAGAAAAUAUCAUAAAUUUUUAACAGAUCGGGAUAGGCUGAUUGGUGAAGAGUUAUUACGUCGCAGUAUAUUAAAGAGUGGUUUAAGUACUACAUGGCUAGACGAUCUGAUGAAAGAAUGGGAAGAAAUUCAUACUCAAUUCGUACAAAUUUUUAGUCAGAUAUAG